Messenger RNA from Daphnia pulicaria, 8273 nucleotides. RefSeq names its product triple functional domain protein-like (gene trio). Gene Ontology annotation, molecular function: protein binding; guanyl-nucleotide exchange factor activity. Gene Ontology annotation, cellular component: cytoplasm. The record is from RefSeq and is a predicted model, not a curated record. The transcript is spliced from 45 exons. Bases 205 to 7863 code for a protein of 2552 amino acids. Gene Ontology annotation, biological process: axon guidance. NCBI's taxonomy places the organism in Eukaryota, Metazoa, Arthropoda, Branchiopoda, Diplostraca, Daphniidae.
AAUUAGUUGGAAAACUGCCAUCUACUGGUUUGGGCAUCAACGGUCUGAUCUCAUCCGGGUGCAAUAUACAUGGUGGCUGUAAACAAAUGUCUUCGUGUCAACAAUUCUCUCCGUUUCAUUGAACGUUUUUUGUGUUUCACAAGAAAAAAAUCGUUGUAGGAUGUAAGCGUAUCUAAGAUCGUACCCAGGAGUAAGAUUUUGGAAAUGGCAGAGACUUUUAGUGACAAUUCAAGUGAUUCAGCAGCAGAAAUUUCGAAUACGGCUACCGUUGGUUUCAAACCACAAUCAGGUCUGCAACGACUAGAUAUUAUUGGUGCUUCUCCUAGAGCACUAGACGUUGUCAAUCUUUUAGAUUCCCAUGUUGUUUUAUUACCUGGAGGUAGAGACCCUAAUGGUCACCCACUCGUCACAUUUCCUAACAUAGGGAGUUUAAGGGAAAAGGUUGGAAGAGAAGAUUACAAGAAGGUUCUACAUUAUUUGGCUUCUAUUACCAGUCCGGAAUGCCAAGAAGUUGGUUUUACUGUCAUUAUUGACACUAGAGGCUCUUCUUACAAUGCAAUUAAACCAAUAUUAAAAACAUUAGAGGAAGGGAAAAUCCCUAAUUUAAAAAUUAAUCAUGUUUACCUUACAAAGCCAGAUACAUUUUGGCAGAAACAGAGGACUUUGCUGGCCAAAGGAAAAUAUCGUUUUGAGACUGAAAUGCUAAGUCUCGAAGGAUUGGCAAAAAUAGUUGAUUUAAGCCAGUUGCCAUCUGAUCUAAAUGGAAAUUUGCAAUAUAAUCAUCAAUCAUGGUUGGAGAUGCGUUUGGCUGUGGAAGACUGCUUGUCCAAAGCUAAUGAUUUACUAGAUUCAUAUGAGGAUGUGAAAGACCAAAUGGAGGAUUUGGUUACUUGGCUAGAAGAUUGGAAAUAUGGAGGCCACGAAAAUCAUGGCGUAGAAUAUCUUAAAGACAAUCUGCAAAGACACACUGAAAUCCGUAAAAGGAUUCGGAAUGAAACCGUAGAGCAAUUGCAAGGUUUAGUACACAAUGUCCUCCAAAGGAUAAAAUCGGACCCAUUUCUCAAUUCAAAUCCUGAAUUCCAUUACAGUGUUAUCCUAUUAACUAAAGCAAUGCACGCAAUUCAAAAAGCGUAUGGGCACGUGUGUGAUUCUUGGCAGCAAAGAAAAUUACAGUUAGAUCAAGGAAUUCAACUUCGAAUGUUCGAAGCUGACUGUCAAAAGAUGUUUGAUUGGAUGUUCCAAUCACGAGAGGAAUUUCUUAUAAACUAUUUUGAUAUUGGAAAUUCUCAUGUUUCGUCCAAAGAAUUACAGGAGCAUCACAAAUGUUUUUCUCUCAGCUCAAUGGAUAUGUACGUUACGGUUAACCGCCUCCUGUCUCUGGCAGGGCGUCUUUUAGACAGCCGUCAUUUUGCGUCUUCCUCUAUACGACAAGUGGCUCUUCUUCUGGAAAAAGGGUGGAAAGAAUUUGCAUCACUUCUCGAUUUACGAACUCAGGUUUUAGGCCUGAGCGUAACCUUCCAUCAAAAAGCUGAGCAGUACGUAAGCAGCGUUCCGGUUUGGUCGCCGCAGUGUGAUGAUGUAGCACCCAAUGGCGCUGGUGCAGCCAAUCCGAACGAGGGCCUGUUAGAAAAUGCUAUCCAUCACCAUCAAUCGCUUUACGAGCUCAUGUGCUUGAACUACACGGAAGUUCAUUCGACUAGCAAGAAAUUACUUUAUCAACUAGACCAUUUGGUACAGCUAGCCAACCAAACUAGAGCAGACGCUACUAAUGAAAAACAGACAUAUCCCAAGCCGAAACCAUGGCCAUUAUCAUCAAACCCUGCCGAUGAUUACUCAAAAGGUGCCUCUCAUGUUUUGGCGGUUAUUCAUCAAAUUUUGAAUCAUCAUAGGCAAUUGGAACAAAAGUGGGGCCUGAAGAAAGUCAAGUUGCAUCAGAAGCUUGCGCUACGGUUGUUCCAGGACGAUGUGAAACAGGUACUCGAUUGGCUUGAAAAUCACGGUGAAGUCUUCCUGCGGAAAAAUGUUGGAAUUGGACGGAAUUUGGUGAAAGCAAAAUCAUAUCAAAGAAGCCAUCAGCAUUUCGAAUGCGUCGCUCAAAACACUUUUACAAAUGCUGAAAAACUGUUGGCUGCAGCGGAAGAAUUGGCUCAGACUGGGGAAUGUAGUCCCAAUGAAAUAUAUGCCGUUGCUCGACAACUAGAGCAACAUGUUGGUCGUUUCAUCAACCGCGUGGCUCAAAGACGCCAUGUGUUGGACUUAGCGGUUUUGUUUUACACACACUUGGCGGAAGUCACUGCUUGGCUUGAAAGUUUGCGGCGCCAUUUGUUGGAAGAUUUGAAUUUCAGCACCGGCACUCCAUCGUUAGAGGACACUCAGAAUAUCCUGGAGCAAAUGGCUUUACGCAAAGACUCAACGACGGAAGGAUGCUUGAACACACUAGCUGAAGGCACUUCGUUGAUUGAACAGUUGAGCGCUGUUGGGCAAACGGCGGAAAACGACACUACGGGUUCUUUCAGCGUGAUCGAAUCGUCAAUGGAAAGACUGAAUCAGUUGAACGAGGAGGUUCUGACGUUCUGGAAAGACCAAAACAUAAAACUGGAAAUGUAUAUCCAGUGGAAGCAUUGGGAACGAGACGCCGUUGAAGUUUCUUCCCAGUUGGAAAUGUGGUCUCAAGAGCUCAGCGCGGCUCAGAAUGGGACUGAAGCUCCUCCCACUGGAGUUAGCGGAGACGUUAUGGGAGAUGUUGCUCGUACAGAGUCCCUCCUGCAGCAUCACAAUGAUUCAUUGAAUCAUAUGCAGAACGCCGUUUUCAAUAUCCUCCAACGCGGACAGGAGAUCCUUCACAUGUUGGAGACUUCCAAUCCCGAUGCUCAAUUGUUGCAAGGCUCAGAAUCGCGCACGCAGACUCUAUUGGAAGCACUUCACAAGUCUCGGAUGGAUCUCGAUGAUAUAGCUGAAGUCAGACGCGUUAGUCUUGAACUCGACGUACAGAUAGUUCACCUGCAAGUAGAAGCCAAUCAGGUCAUGUCAUGGAUUCGAAACGGAGAAGCCAUGCUCUUAGCCUCCCUUUCUCUUCCAAAUAAUUUGGCCGAAGCCGAACAACUGCGGGGAGAGCACGGCCAUUUCCAGGUGGCCAUAGAGCGAACGCACGCAUCGGCUAAUCAGUGUCUCAGAAAAGCUGAAACCCUCCUUCACUCGACGUCGGGGGGACUAAGCAACCCGCAGCGGCAAACGCUCAGCGAUAUUAUUAAUGGCGUGACACACAAGUGGCAAAAUCUCGUUCAAUGUGCCGAAGAGAGACACAAACUCGUUACAGCUAGUCUCAAUUUUUACAAAACCGCUGAACAAGUGUGCUCUGUGUUGGACAGCCUUGAACGCGAGUACCGCAGAGAAGAGGACUUCUGUGGAUCGGCCAAUGCAUCAGUCAACCAUGUGAUAGAUGAAAACGUAAAAUUGGAUGUCAUGCCUCAACUGAUUCACCGCCAUCAAGAACAAAAAGAAAACUUUCUCAAAGCUUGCACUCUUGCUAGACGUACGGCUGAAACCUUCCUCAAGUAUUCCAGUCGCAGCCUUCAGUUUUACUCUUUGAAGGGUGAAGCGAGUUAUCGAGGCCCUGAACAAAGAGUUAAAGGUAUUUUAGAAAAGUUGCUUAGUCAAGAAAAUCGAGUGCUGGAAGUUUGGUCGGGACGGAAAAAGCGAUUGGAUCAGUGCAGCAAUUUUAGCGCAUUCAUUCGGUCCGUCCGCCAAGUGCUAGACUGGCUGGCCACAUCCGGAGAGAGCUACCUGUCUUUGCAUCCAAUCAGAGAUAUAAAAAACAUUUCCAAGGACGUUGCUCAGGAAUGGCUGGAGGACAAUAAGAAGUUCAGAGAAGAGGCCAAGGAAAUUCGUGAUAAAGUCAAAUUACUUUUACAGCUGGCCGAAACAUUGCUGUCUAGUGGGAAUAACGUUCACACUCAAGCCAUUAGUCAUUGGUCCGACAACGUCGACCUGAAAUACAAGGACUUUAGCUGCCGUAUCGACCAACUAAAGUUACAAUUGGAAGCCCGCCUAGGCAUUACGCUGGCCAGGUCACCCACAGACCCCAAACCAGAGCUAUCUAUCCCCUCUCAGCCGCAGCCACCACCGCCGAGUCAACAACCGGAUGAUGGCAAGAGAAAAUCGGCUCGUCGAAAGGAGUUCAUCAUGGCUGAGCUAUUGCAGACAGAACAGACUUACGUCAAAGACUUGGAAAUCUGCAUCAAAUUUUACUUCAAUGCUCUGCGUAACCAGAGCAACGAGUUCAAAGCGCAGCCAGGCCUGGUCAACAAGGAGGACGUCUUAUUCUCCAACAUGAAAGAUAUCCUGGACUUUCAUAAAGAUACUUUCCUUAAAGAGCUCCAGAAAUACGAAGCCAUGCCAGAGGAUGUGGGCCAUUGUUUUGUGACGUGGGCCCAGAAAUUCGACAUCUACGUUCAUUACUGUAAAGAUAUGCAGGAGUCCAACGCGGUGCUAGUCCAACACGGGGGAGUACCUUUCUUCGAAGCGGUUCAGAAGAAAUACAACAUUGAACAUCCCAUCAGUGCCUACUUGAUCAAACCGGUUCAGCGAAUCACCAAAUACCAACUUUUGCUGAAGGAGCUACAAAGCUGCUGCGAUGAAGAGGGUAAAGGAGAGCUGAAGGACGGACUUGAAGUGAUGCUGAACGUCCCGAAGAAAGUAAACGACGCACUUCACGUCUCGUUAUUGGACGGUUGCGAUUUGUCGCUCGACAAGUUGGGAGACGUCAUCAUGCACGACACCUUUCAAGUAUGGGAUCCCAAGCCUUUGAUCCGGAAAGGUCGUGACCGGCAUCUAUUUCUGUUCGAGUUGCAUCUAAUCUUUGCCAAAGAAGUCAAGGACUCGCAGGGCAAAUCAAAGUACGUGUUUAAACAACGCCUGUUCGUGAGCGAUGUUGGCGUGAACGAGAUCAAUGAAGGGGGAGGCGACGAGUGCAAAUUUGUCAUCUGGAGUCGAAGGUCUUCCUCGUUACCCGACGGCAAAAUCAUUCUCAAGGCCAAUUCCAGCGAAGUCAAGAACGCCUGGGUCCGCAAGAUGAAAGAAGUGGUGCAGGAGUCGUAUCUCAAUAGCGCUCUUCCGCUCUCCAACGUCAGUCUCGAGCCCAUGCCCAAAAGCCCGCUGAAAGUGAGAUCGACUGCGCAGCGGACCAGCAGGGAAAUGGAGGAUCACAAUGAGCUGGACGACAGGAAUUCGCUGACGUCGCACGGCUCGGCCAACGCUGAUAACGACAAGGGAGCGAGAAGUACGACUCCGUCGGAUGCUGGAUCGACCGCCGCCUCGUCGACCACCACAUGGGAAGGUGCUACUUCGCCACCGGUGUCCUCGUCAACGCAUUCGGUCGAAUCUGAAUUCACGGAAAAUCACGAUGGUGCUCCGGCCGCCACGGCCACGUCGCCCUUAAGCAAACGCAAAGUCUUCGGCGGGCGCAAAUGGGGACUGCCCGUCUUCCGCAAAUCCAGCCAAGGGAAACUGGAUCCAGUAGCCAGUAGCGGCAGUCACACGAUUACAACUUUGCCCGUCACAUCCAGCGGCAGCAACAACAACAGCGGCGGCUCCAACAAUCGACUUCCGGCGCCGUUCCGCAAGUCGCAGAGCGACAAGAAAUUCAAGCUGCCGGCCAGGACAAUCGGAGAGAUGGGCAAUAAAGAGAGCGUCGAAUUCAUCACGACAGGCGGAUCGGGUCCAGGACCGGGAACAGCUGCCGGUGAUCCCACCAAGCCCGUCAUGAGGACGUCUCUCUCCAUGGAACCAACUUCAGGUACAAACGACGAGGAAGAAGUGGACGUGGAAUUGCCCCCACCGAUGCCGCUAGUCAGUACGGCCACGUCGGUCGGCCAACAGCACAACAACAGUUUGGACAACAAUUCAGCCACGCCUUUGGCCAACCUCCACAGUCAGGUUCCUAGCGCCGGUGGCGUCGAUGGCGUCGUCGGUGGCGAUCAUCAUCUGGUGACUGAAAUUGAAGAUCUCGUCCGUGAGAAAAUGGAGCAUCACAGCGAGAACGUGCUAGGACUUGGCUCGCAAGGAAUGUCUUCCCUGGACGAGCAAGAGCAGGGAUUGCGCAGCAUGCAGCUCGGCAUCAAUCCGGAUGAUGUCGAACCCAUUUUGAGGAAACGUCAGUACGUCUUGCAGGAGCUGGUAGAGUCGGAGAGGGACUACGUCCGUGAUCUGGGCCAGAUCGUCGAUGGUUACAUGGCGCUGAUGAGUCUGGGAAUCAAUGGAGGGCAAUCUGCCAACGUCAGCGAUCCUAGCAGCCUGCCGCCACCCGUCCCGGACGAUCUCAGAGAAGGCAAAGACAAGAUCAUUUUCGGCAACGUCGAGGCCAUCUACAACUGGCACAACGACGUCUUCCUGCAAGCCAUUGAAAAGUGCGGCGAGAACGUGGGCGAGUUGGGGCCUUUGUUCAAGCGCUCCGAGCGCAAGCUGCACAUGUACAUCGUCUAUUGUCAAAACAAAGCCAAAUCCGAGUACAUUGUCUCCGAGUACAUCGAUACCUACUUUGAAGAGCUGAGACAGCGACUCGGCCACCGUCUGACUAUCUGUGAUCUCCUCAUCAAACCCGUUCAAAGGAUUACCAAGUACCAGCUGCUGCUGAGAGACUUGGUUCGCUACACUGAGAAAGGGCUAGACAUUCUCGCCCGGCGGAGUAGUGACGACGAUGUGAGCGCUAACGCCGCCACCGCCAACACGGACCACCUGCGCAGCUCGCUACAGGACGAGGUGGACACGCUGUCGCGGGCUCUCCACAUCAUGACCAUCGUGCCCAAAAUGGCCAACGACAUGAUGAUGGUCGGCAGACUCCAGGGUUUUGACGGAAAAAUAACCGCCCAGGGCAAAUUGCUACUCCACGGCCAGCUUUACUGCUGCACGGAGCUGAGCAAAGUGCCGUCCAAAGAGUUCAAGGAGCUCCAAGUCUUUCUCUUCGAGCAGGCCAUCAUUUUCAGCGAAAUUGUCGGCAAACGCACGCAGUUUAUCCAGCCCGUCUUCAUUUACAAAGCUCACAUUCAGAUGAACAAAAUGUCGCUGGAUGAGAAAUUCGAAGUGGGAGAGGCCGGAGAGCCGCUCAAGUUUUUAGUCAAAUCAACAGAUCCGAGACACACGAGCACCGGCGGCAGCGGAUCGGGCGCAUCAUCCAGUGGUGCUCAUUGCGCCUUCGUCUGUUACGCACCCAAUCCCGAAGCCACCAACGAGUGGGUGGAAACCAUUAAACAGAUCCUCCAGUCGCAACGCGAUUUCCUCAAAGCCAUCCAGUCACCCAUCAAGUACCAGAAUGAGCAGCAGAGAUUGAGCGGAGCGGGCGGUGCCUCCGGAAGUCUGGCCAGCCAGCAUUUUGAUCAUUGGCCCAGCUUAACAACUCGGCAGCCAUUCAAGCGAGGGGUGUCGUUCAACGCGAGCGAGAGUUCUAGCGGCAAAUGCGCCGGAAGUGCGGAAGGAGGAGCCGAGAAGAACGAGGGUGAGAAGCGGAAAAUAUCGGGGACUUCGUCGGGUCUUCUGUCUCCCGUCUCGCCGGCAGUGACGGCCAAGCCCAAGAGCGCCUCGUUCAGCGUCAAACCGCCUCCGCCUCGACGCCUCUCCUGGUUCUCCAGCCCGGGCGAAGCGGCCCGUCAGAGGGAGAGAGAAAUCAGAGUCGGUGGCAGGGCCAAAAGUCGAACCUUGUCUAUCGAUCAAGGCAGGUCCAGCAGCCGUGAUUGUCAGCCGGACAAGGAAGACCAAUUAGAGCCAGCUCAGCAGCAGCAGCAACACCAUUCACACUUUGCCGUGCUGAAUCACCUGCGCAGCUCGUUCAAACAUUACACCAGCAAGAACCGCAACAAAGACAUCGGGUGAUAUUUUUGUAUGUACACUUUUCGACGUCACGCGAUAUUACAUCUAAAGAGUUAUCACUAUUUUUUCUGCAAAAUUUAUAAUGACGAUUUCGUUCGAGGCUUCAAGCGCUCGAACUCAAACUUUUCGUGUGAUAACCGAAAAAUAAAAUAAAUCUUAAUUUUUCUCAAGCCAUCUUGCCGUUGCGUGUGUAAUUUUAUCAAUCGUAAUAUUUGUCCCGUAUUUUUUCUUUUCUUUUUUCUUUUUCGUUUUUUUUCCCGUUUUGCGAGUGUCUGUAAACAUUCCACGUUCGUGUCGACACUCGCGAUUUCUAUGCAGAAAUGUCGUUUGAUAUGUUGUACAGGCUAAAAGAGGUCAGGAGUGUUACUAAUGAAUACAAUUUUUCUUGAAUAAAAACCAGUUUGAAUGUGUAA